AUGCUCGCCGUUCAGAGACCACCAUCGCAUUUUUUCUCGUCCGUGGUGUCCCGCCCCAAUCACUGCCGUCACCCGUCAGCGCCGGUAGUCGUUCGCCCUACGCAUACACCCGGGCUUCUCUCUCUCUCCAAGCCCCCACCUCGCCCGCAGCAAUCACAACAGCCGCGGCAGCAGCGCUCGUCGCCCAAAGGUAAGCCUCAUCAGAGGUCCCCCCAACCAUCCCAUGCGACAGCGCAAGCAACAGAGGACGCCAAGAAGGCGGUGUCAGCCCCUAAAACCGACACCCCUUCAGAGAAGCCCAAGCCGGUGACCGCUACGACAUCGACCCCCGACAAGUCUGCUCGGGGACGCCAGUCGGCCAAAGACAAGGCGCAUCAAAGGAACACUUCCCUAUCUACCUCCCGAGGCAACGCACGACGACCUCUACAUCAACCGUCUCCCCCUCCCUCUACUAGGAUACCCUCGCAGGCGGAGGUUUCUUCCCAUCCUCGUAAACUCGCAAGCGCUGAGCCCUCCCGCUUUCCCCAGCAUACGUUGAACUUGUUCGACCCUUUCGUUGUCACUACGUCUAACAACCCCAGAAAGAUGGUCCCCAAGGACAGCGGCCUGUCCAAGGCCGGCUCUAUUGUCCCGAAUUUCCACUCUCCGCCUCGACUGGCGUCGCAUCCUACGGGCAAACUUGCCCGCCGUCGCCAGCUGACAUCUGUCCCAUCGACGCCGACGCCCUCCAAGGCGGUUCCUGUUCCCCGUCACAAGGCUCGGGAAAGAGAUCUGUUGUCUCGCUCGGAACCAGCUCUUAUCCCGAUGGUUCUUCGUCCUAAGGACACCCCGGUUAGCACCAGUCUCCCGGAUUGGGACUCGUUCCCCGUCUGCGAUGACUCAAGCGAUAUGGCGGACGACAGCGACGAUACGCCUCCGACGACCCCGAUCCGAGAGCUCGCGAGCGUCCCAGCGAAGAAGGGUGCUGCGUGGCAGCGCAACGAUACUUUCGGCGAUGCGCCCCACACAGCCCCUUUCUCGUCGACGUUUGGCUUCCCUUUCCGCCAGUCGAGCCCAGAUCGGAUAGCGACUCCAACUCACCGUCGACGUGUGCACCGUCGUGUGCCCAGCGAUGGCGUGUUCCACAUGUCUAUGGACGAAGAUUCGUCUGCGUCAGAGUCGCUUGAGCCCCAUCGUCGCUCCCCAAUUGUUCUCCCGAAGCGUCGUGCACAGUCAGCCGCGGAGCAUCGACCCGCCGAUGCUGCGAUCUCCUCGUCACCAGAGGCGGCCUUCUUCGCCGGUUCCAUGUUCCAAAAUUCUCCUAGUCCUGAUGAUCUUCCCGUGCCUUCAUUCCACCCGUAA
Messenger RNA from Sparassis crispa, 1341 nucleotides. RefSeq lists its product as hypothetical. The transcript is spliced from 2 exons. Bases 1 to 1341 code for a protein of 446 amino acids. NCBI's taxonomy places the organism in Eukaryota, Fungi, Basidiomycota, Agaricomycetes, Polyporales, Sparassidaceae. The record is from RefSeq and is a predicted model, not a curated record.